Molecule: messenger RNA, 3027 nt
Organism: Alligator mississippiensis (American alligator)
Lineage: Eukaryota; Metazoa; Chordata; Crocodylia; Alligatoridae
Gene: GATA6
Product: GATA binding protein 6
Exons: 7
Coding region: 345-1703 (452 amino acids)
Biological process (GO): positive regulation of transcription by RNA polymerase II; epithelial cell differentiation; cell fate commitment
Cellular component (GO): nucleus
Molecular function (GO): DNA-binding transcription factor activity, RNA polymerase II-specific; RNA polymerase II cis-regulatory region sequence-specific DNA binding; zinc ion binding
Source: RefSeq, a predicted model, not a curated record
UCCCUGGUCCGCGGGCGGGUGUCCAGCCUGCGGAGCCGGCCCCGCUCCGCACGGGGCCGCGGCCGGGCCGGCAGGGAGCCGCACGCCCUUGCCCCAGGGGAGCCGGCACUGUCCGGCGCGCCGUGUUUGUUUAGGGCCGGCUGAAUCCAAUCAGGGCUUGCUGCGCGCAGCUUUCCGGCCGGGCGGCCCGAGGCGCCUCCUCUCUCCUUCUUAUACAUCAGCAGCCGGCGGGAGCCCCGGACUCGGGCUGCCUGCGCUCGCCUCCCAGUUGGAUUACAGGCUCCGCGCCCCGACGCCGGGACCCCCAUGAGAAGUGAUCGCAAGAGCGGCUCCGAGGGACCCGCAUGGCCCUGCCCGAGGCCGGCUGGUGCGUGCUGAAGCCCCGCGCCGCGGAGCCCGCCCCGUCCUGCCGCUGCUCGCCCUGCAAGACGCCGGAGCGGCCGCCGCCGCUGCCCGCCUGGGACGACGUGGUGCUGCUGGCGGAGCUGGAGCCGGGCAGCAAGCUUCUGUGGGCCGGGCGCGGGCCCCGCCGCAGCCCCGAGCAGCCCGAGGACAUGUACCAGAGCCUGGCCCCGGCGGGCGGCGCCUACGACGGCGCGGCCGGCGGCUUCAUGCACGCGGCGGCCGGCUCGCCCGUCUACGUGCCCGGCAGCCGGCCCGUGGGCUCCGUGCUGCCCGGCCUGCCCUACAUGCAGGGCGCGGGCCAGGCUGGCCACCCGGGCGCCAGCCACGCCGCCUGGCCGCAGCCGGCCGCCGACAGCCCGGCCUACAGCCCCGGCGCCGGCCCCGCGCACCCCUCGGGCCGCUUCGCCUACUCGCCCAGCCCGCCCGCGGCGCGGGAGCCGGCGGCCUACGGCGGGGGCCUGGGCGGGCGCGAGCAGUACAGCCCGCUGGCCCGGCCGCUCGGCGGCUCCUACGCCGCGCACUACCCGUCCUAUGUGGGGCCGCAGCUGGCGCCUGCCUGGCCCGCGGGGCCCUUCGACAACUCCAUGCUGCACUGCCUGCAGAGCCGCGCCGCGCCGCUGCCCGUGCGCCCGCCCAGCGCAGAGCUGCUGGAGGACCUGUCGGAGAGCCGGGAAUGCGUGAACUGCGGCUCCAUCCAGACCCCGCUGUGGAGAAGGGACGGCACCGGCAACUACCUGUGCAACGCCUGCGGGCUCUACACCAAGAUGAACGGCCUGAGCCGGCCCCUCAUCAAACCCCAGAAAAGAGUGCCUUCAUCAAGGCGGCUUGGUUUGUCUUGUGCCAACUGUCACACCACAACCACCACCCUGUGGCGUCGGAAUGCAGAAGGCGAGCCAGUAUGCAAUGCCUGCGGCCUGUACAUGAAACUUCAUGGGGUUCCUCGGCCUCUUGCAAUGAAAAAAGAAGGAAUUCAGACUAGGAAGCGAAAACCAAAGAACAUAAAUAAAUCAAAGGCGUGUUCUGGUAACAAUAAUAAUGCAGUUCCUAUGACUCCAACAUCCACGUCUUCUACUAACUCAGAUGAUUGUAGCAAAAAUGCCUCUCCUAGCGCACAAUCUGCAGCCUCAGGGGCAGGUUCUUCAGUGAUGUCUGGCCCUGGAGAGAGCACCAGUCCUGAAAGCAGCACACUCAAAUAUUCAGGUCAAGAAGGGCUGUAUACAGGAGUCAGCCUGACCUCUACAGCUGAAGUUACAGCAUCUGUGAGACAGGAGUGGUGCGCAGGAUUCAGUGCAAGUUGAGCUGGAUACCUGCACAGGGCUGCAGCCACUAGAUGUCCACAUUUUUAUUUCAUUUUGUAUUAAGGAGCAGUCAGAGCAGCAGUGAGAGUGCUGGCAAGAACUUUCCUCUGACACUGUCUUUGUGCCUUGCUGGUAGAGGUGUUUCUCCAAAGAAGCUCUGCCUACAUAUCCAGCUCCUCAUCUAUGCAAGAAAAAAUGAGAGAAAGUGAAUCUCUACCAAGGGAAAACUAAUGCAGCCAAAAUGAGAACCUAGAGUUAUUGAUAGGCUCCAGAAAUACAUCUACAGAAUAUGCAGCAAUGCUGCCUUUUAGAUUGCAUAUUUGUUUCACCAUCUCCCCAGGAUUUGAUUGGGAGGGAGAUAGCAGAGGCUUUGAUUAUAAGGGAUAGUGAGAAAAAAUUUUAAAAGCAGUAAUGAGUGUAUUGCUUGACCCAGUGCACACACCUUGAACAAAGCAUGUGAUGCCCUCUCCCAGGUCAGUUCUCUUGUUAGUGCUGUCUGUAACCAGUAUGUAUGCCUGCAUUGCUCUGUCAUUUUCCUAUAGCAGAGUUCAAAUAUACCCAUGGAGGAAAUCACAGUGUUUGGUACAAGUCUCUCCAGGUUGAGUCAGCUAAUGAGAUCUUUUGUUUAAAAUAUUUACUCACUUUACAAGACUGCAUUAUAACUUUUAACGUACACUGUGACUGAGGUUUAUGAAAGUUCAUGUUUUGUGACUGAACUGUACUUAGUCAGAAUUUGUAAACAGGGUAGCAAUCAGAUAUUUUUCUUCCAUAUACAAUAAUUUUUUUUUAAAAAAAAGAAGUGCAAUUUGCGUUGCAGCAAUCAGUGUUAAAUCAUUUGCAUAAGAUUUAACAACAGUUUUUAUAUGAAUGAAUGAAUGUAAACAUUUUAACUUAAUGGUACGUAAAUAAUUUAAAAGAAAAAAGUAAACUAGGCAUCCUUAUACUUUUUUAUUGCAACAUAAACAUCCACUUUCUGUAUUUGUAACUAGUAAAACCAAAGUUUCAAGAACAAGCCUUCUCUCAGGAAAAUUGCCCUCUCCAUUUGCUCAUGAGUUUUGUACAAUGCAAAUGCAUAUUGUUUUGCCAUUAAAUAAGUAUGUGCUGGAAAGAAACAAAUAGCAAUGAAACUUUACUACCUAACUGAUACAUAUGUAAAUACUCCAUAAGAUAUUUAGGCAUCUUUAAGAGUUAGGAUGCAAUCUGUAUAGUGUGACUGACCCAUAGUUAGGUUGGUUUACAUUUUUUUUAAAUGGGAUGCCAUUUGGAAAGUUGUUCUUUCAUCAGAGCUUUACAAAUAAAAGGAUAUUGUUUUUUUUCUGUAAAA